Molecule: messenger RNA, 1398 nt
Organism: Odocoileus virginianus texanus
Lineage: Eukaryota; Metazoa; Chordata; Mammalia; Artiodactyla; Cervidae
Source: RefSeq, a predicted model, not a curated record
GGCUGGUUCUCUACCACUAGCCCCACCUGGGAAGCCCACAUACUACUUUAUAAUUCAGAAAAAUUUGUACCCCCUUCAUGAAACCUCAGAACAAACCAUUGAGGCUAUCGGUGUCAUACCCACUUUACAGAUGAAGAUAGCUUUAGAUAAGAGGUGUGGUGUGCAGCUAAAUUUCGUGGAUUUGAAUCCUCUCCUGUUAACAUUAUAUUGUAUUGCUUUCCACCACAACUACUAAGGGACUGUGUUUUUGGCUUGUUUUUCCUUUCUGCAAACCAUUUCCUUUGCAUUAGUGCCCUCCGGAAUAAAAGCUUAGAAAGCUUUUUAGCCUUCUGAGUGUAUUUUUUAGGAAAUCACGAAUUCACUAUGCUAUUUAUCAGUCAUGAGUUCUAAAGUGUACAGUACCACCGAGGAAGCAAAUGUAAUCUGGUAAAGUAAUAACUUUACACUCGACAACGCUUAACACAGAAAGGCAUUACUGUCUCACCCAAUGGGAAGCAUCACUGGUGUAUAGUGUGCUUUGUGUUGGGGAUGCCAGAGGAAGUGGAUGUGACCAAGUUUAACGCCUAGACUGCGUAACUUGAACUUUUAUCUUGUUCAUGUCUCUCUUAAGUUUCAUCUGAUGAGCACAAGGUACAAGAUCCAGUCCUAACAGCUCUUUCUUUUUUCCCCCCUUAUAGUUGACGUCGGCUGUACUCUCAACAGCCCUUUGCUCUCUUAGCUGCUGUGCUUCCUAGGUUUCUUUUGCACAAAAUCUUCCAGACCUGCUCUUUUCUGGACACGCUGGUCCCCUGCACGGUCGGGGGUUGGGUCCCAAGCUUCCAUGCCAUUCUCACUUGACCUGCCUUAGGACCCUAAAGUAUUUCAUUGUGCCUGAAAAGCUCCCGGCUCCAUCGGUUAACCCUACUUUACUGCGCUCCAGGUUCUCCUGAUCGCUUCUCGAGCCCUCCUCAGGGUUCGGUCCGUAUGGGUUCCGAGACGCUCAGAAGGAGGACAGCAGGCUCUGCGACUCGUCCUGUUCCGCGAUCCAGCUCCGCAGACUUCCUGGUUCCAGGUGCUGAAUGUGGAGUAAAUGCAGAUGUUGAGAAGCAUCUGGAAUUGGGCAAGAAACUCCUUGCAGCUGGACAGCUCGCAGAUGCGUUAUCUCAGUUUCACGCUGCAGUAGAUGGUGACCCUGAUAACUAUAUUGCUUACUAUCGGAGAGCUACUGUCUUUUUAGCUAUGGGCAAAUCAAAAGCAGCACUUCCUGAUUUAACUAAAGUGAUUGAAUUGAAGAUGGAUUUCACUGCAGCAAGAUUACAGCGAGGUCACUUAUUACUCAAACAAGGAAAACUUGAUGAAGCAGAAGAUGAUUUUAAAAAAGUGGUAAGUUAAGUUCAGUUUUUAUGUGGCUCUGCUAAG